UCAAGAUGAAAAUUAUCCUCUCUAUACUCCUUCUAUUUAUUACAAAAUGUUUUCUCGGAGCUACCGAAAAAGUAUUUCACGUUCCUCUCGAUCAAAAUAGUUCAAUAACAAUGAGUUGGCAAGUUAAUUACGAAAAAGAGCUACUAAUCUUCGAAAUACAUCUACCGAGUGAUUUCGGGUGGUUCGCGUUUGGUUUUUCUGAUUACGGCGAACCAUUUCCGGCUGAUUAUUGCAUCUUGUAUCACGAUUGGAAACAAAAAUUGCACUUUCAAGACACUUACGCGAACGAUAACGGAGUUCUAGUAUUGGACAGUCAACAAAACUGCAAUAAUUUUCGCAUAAAGCCUUACAAAGCAAUAACCAAAUUUACUUUUCAACGAAAAUUUGAUACUUGCGAUUUCGAAGAUUACUUAAUUGAAGAUGGGACGACGCAUAUUGUUUGGUCCAGAGGGAAAGGUCCUUUAUAUAAAGCGUCUGGUUUGAAUAUUUCAACUCAUGAUAGUUCGAUGACUCGAGUACAAUUAUUAAAAAAUCUUAAUUUAGAAUUCGGAAAUGAAGAUAUUGAAAGAAAUGUGUACGCUUUGGACAUUUUAAGUGAUAAAGUUCAAGUUCCCGAUCGUGAAACAACUUAUUGGUGUCAUGUUCAUAAAUUGCCAGAAAUUUUUGAAGAGAAACAUCACGUUUAUCGAUAUGAGUCGCAUAUUCAGAAAGAAAAUGAAGGAAUUGUCCAUCACAUGGAAGUUUUUCACUGCAUAGCUCCACCGAAUGAAGAUAUUCCUUUUUACGUUGGGGACUGUUUUGGAUUGAAAAGGCCAAAUUCUACGCAAGUAUGUAAAAGGGUUAUAGCUGCUUGGGCUAUGGGAGCAACAAUGUUUUAUUACCCAAAAGAAGCCGGUUUGCCUAUUGGAGGAUCUAAUUUUAAUAAAUAUAUCAUGCUUGAAAUUCAUUACAAUAAUCCUAUGCUACAAAAAGGAAUUAUUGAUAGUAGUGGAAUAAGAUUUUAUUAUUCACCAAAAUUACGUCGAUACGAUGCAGGAAUAAUCGAACUUGGAUUGGAAUAUACAGAUAAAAUGGCUAUACCUCCACAUUUAAACUCAUUUGCACUUACUGGUUAUUGUGUUAGUGAAUGUACGGCUAUAAGUCUUCCACCCGAUGGUAUCAACGUUUUUGGUUCUCAACUUCAUACCCAUUUAACCGGAACUAAGGUUUGGACGAGACACAUUCGAGAUGGGUAUGAAUUAAUGGAAUUAAAUAGAGAUAAUCACUAUAGUACGCACUUUCAAGAAAUAAGAAGAUUGAAAAGAGCGGUUAAAAUUCUUCCGGGUGAUGCUUUAAUAACAACAUGCGAAUAUCAAACUUUGGAUAGGACGAAUAUAACUUUAGGUGGAUUCUCGAUAAGCGACGAAAUGUGCGUUAAUUAUAUUCAUUAUUUUCCUGCGACGACUUUGGAAGUUUGCAAAAGUGCUAUUAGUGAUCAAGCUUUGAGCACAUUUUUUGAAUACAUGCGAUCGUGGGAAUAUCAAAAUAUAGUUAAUGGAGGUUCAAUUUCUUCAAAUUAUAACUCAAUCGAAUGGAAUCCGAUGCGUGUUGAGCUUUUAAAAGAAGUUUACAAAGAAGCUCCACUAAGUAUGCAAUGUAACAUGUCUUCAGGAGACCGUUUCCCAGGUUACUGGGAAAGUACGCCUUUAACACAUAUUAAAAUUCCUCUUCCACCUCCAAAAAGAAGAUGUUAAGAACGCAAACUAUCUGAAUAAUUAGUCAAAAAAUGUAAUGUAAUAUAAAAUCUGAAAUAAAUAAAUAGAUGGGU
This is a messenger RNA of Onthophagus taurus, 1807 nucleotides long. It is a transcript of the gene Tbh, whose product is annotated as Tyramine beta hydroxylase. NCBI's taxonomy places the organism in Eukaryota, Metazoa, Arthropoda, Insecta, Coleoptera, Scarabaeidae. Gene Ontology annotation, molecular function: dopamine beta-monooxygenase activity; copper ion binding. Gene Ontology annotation, cellular component: secretory granule membrane. The record is from RefSeq and is a predicted model, not a curated record. Gene Ontology annotation, biological process: norepinephrine biosynthetic process; octopamine biosynthetic process; dopamine catabolic process.